Conger conger (European conger) is the source of this 2657-nucleotide messenger RNA. RefSeq names its product cationic amino acid transporter 2-like. Lineage: Eukaryota; Metazoa; Chordata; Actinopteri; Anguilliformes; Congridae. The record is from RefSeq and is a predicted model, not a curated record. Gene Ontology annotation, cellular component: plasma membrane. The coding region runs from base 1 to 1842 and encodes 613 amino acids. The transcript has 11 exons. Gene Ontology annotation, molecular function: amino acid transmembrane transporter activity. Gene Ontology annotation, biological process: transmembrane transport; amino acid transport.
AUGUCUGCUGCCAGAGUUUCGGCUUUUCUGCGGAGCCUAUUGCGCCGAAAGCCCCUGGAGCCAGAGGGGGAGGUGUCCAGCUUCCGCCGCUGUCUGUCCACCGUGGACCUGGUGGCUCUGGGAGUUGGCAGCACCCUGGGAGCUGGAGUGUAUGUGCUGUCCGGAGAGGUCGCCAGGACUGUGUCCGGCCCCAGCAUAAUUGUCUCUUUCUUCAUUGCUGCAAUGGCCUCCAUCUUCGCCGGACUGUGCUAUGCAGAGUUUGGUGCUCGGGUCCCAAAGACAGGCUCUGCUUACCUGUACAGCUAUGUGACUGUGGGGGAGGUGUGGGCCUUCAUCACUGGAUGGAAUUUACUGCUGUCUUAUGUCAUAGGUACCUCAAGUGUAGCCAGGGCAUGGAGUGGCACUUUUGAUGACCUUAUUGGAAACACUAUCGCCAACACUUUGGGAAAAUAUGCACCAAUGGGUCUGCCUGGCUUGGCUCCCUUCCCAGAUUUCUUUGCAGCAGGUCUUAUCAUGUUACUAGCUGGUAUCCUUGCAUUUGGUGUCAAAGAGUCUUCAACUGUCAAUAAGAUCUUCACUGGCAUUAACAUAGCAGUGCUGUUCUUCAUCAUAAUUUCUGGCUUCAUCAAAGGAGACAUUAACAACUGGCAUAUCAGUGUGGACACUAUCCUGAACACUACAUUACACAUGCACAAUCUGUCCUCUACUGUGAAUGUGACAAAUGAUUUUGGAGUUGGUGGAUUCUUCCCUUUUGGAGUUGAAGGGACACUGGCAGGAGCUGCAACCUGCUUCUAUGCAUUUGUUGGAUUUGACUGCAUUGCUACCACAGGGGAAGAGGUGAAGGACCCUCAGCGGUCCAUCCCACUGGGCAUUGUCUCUUCACUGCUCAUCUGCUUCCUUGCCUACUUUGGGGUUUCUGCUGCCCUGACACUCUUAAUGCCCUACUACCUAUUGAGCAUUCAUAGCCCCCUGCCAGUCGCCUUCACUUACAUUGGUUGGGCUGCGGCAAAGUAUGUGGUUGCUGUUGGUUCCCUUUGUGCACUCUCUACUAGUCUCCUGGGCUCCAUGUUUCCAAUGCCCAGAGUGCUCUUUGCCAUGGCCAGGGAUGGGCUCCUUUUCAAACCCUUGAGUAACAUCAGUUCUCGGCAGAGUCCAGUUGUGGCUACACUUUCAUCUGGCAUUGUGGCAGCUAUCAUGGCUCUUUUGUUUGACCUGAAGGCACUGGUUGAUAUGAUGUCAAUUGGAACGCUCUUCGCCUACACUCUUGUUGCUGUGUGUAUUCUCAUACUUAGGUACCAAGAUGAUUGCACUGAAGACUCCAAUAAUAUCCAAAAAACAGAAACAAGCUCAAAGUUGAGCUUUUUAUAUCCUCCUUCACACCCAACUUCUGAAACUUCAAAAAAUGUGUCAACGUGCACAAUGGUUAUUAUUAUACUCAUUAUCAUCUUGAGCCUAUUUUUGAGUAAGGCUACAAAACUCCUGCUGUACCAAGAAGUGUGGAGUCUUCUUUGUGUCUCAGUCAUCCUUCUUAUCCUGGUUCUUAAUGUUAUUAUUAUAUGGAGACAGCCUCAGAGUCCCACCAAAGCUGCUUUUAUGGUGCCCUUUUUGCCAGUACUCCCCAUACUGAGUGUUUUUAUCAACGUCUGCCUCAUGAUCCAGUUGGGUACAGACACGUGGAUUCGAUAUGCUGUCUGGAUGGCAGUGGGACUGCUCAUCUACUUUGGUUAUGGUGUUCACCACAGUGUGCAGAAACAACGGCUUCUCAAUGCAAGCACUCAAGUCAAUAUUCAAACCAUUGAGACCAAAGCAGAAGGGGAUGGAGUGAAAAGAGAAAGAUCCUGAGCCCAAAGGGAAAAUUCUCAUUUCAUCAUCUACAUUUUCAACAGUUGAAUGCAAGAAACCUAUUGAGAAACCUGUAGUGCUCCUCAUCAGAAGGAAUUAACAGUUUUGAAAGUCAAUAUUCGGAAUAGAUUGAAAAAAAAAAAAAUUGAAUGCGUUUAGAAUUUUGUACUAAGUAGUAUAUAUUGUAUACUCUACCAGCAAAAUAUGAAAUUCAUGAAAUGUUCCAUGUAAGAUGAAAUCAUAAAUACAUAUACAUAUACUUACCUCUGAGCACUUAUUUGCAGAAGUACAAUUACAUUCUCAUAGGUAUAUACUUUACUGCAGUUUCAAAAUCAAAUGUCUACUGGGGGUGCCAAAGGGAAGCUUAGACCUUAAAUUACUGGAGAAGAGACACGUUUGCUUGGGGGACAGGUUUAACCACUCCGCUGGUUUAGUGUAGUGGUUCAAUCUGGUGGUUAGCAUGUCAGCUUCUCCCAUUUCUGAUUCAUACAAUUUAUACAAUGAGAGACUGCUUGGUGUAAAUACACUGAACAAUAUUAAAUUUAAACUGACCACGAAGGAGGGUAAAGGCAAUCUUAAUUUCCAUUUUAAAAAAUGUAAGGAAUUAAAAAAUCCUUGUAAUUUUCCAUUCCUUAAAGUCUGAACAUCUUCACCACCUCUAGUCGACAUUUUAUUUCAAAACAGCAGCAAAGUGUACCUGUGAGAACGUUCUGCAAAUAAGUGCUCAGAGGUAUGUAUAUGACAUGAGACUGGGCUGGUUAAUGUAAACUUACAGAAUGUGUACACAUAUCUUUACAAGUAUAUUACAACUCAAA